ACCUCCUCCAGGAUAUAUCAGUGAAGAUGGAGAAACAAGUGACCAGCAGCUGAACCAAAGCAUGGAUACAGGAUCUCCAGCAGAGCUGUCUCCUAGUAGUCUUUCUCCAGUUAAUCAUAGCCUGGACUUGCAACCAGUUACUUACUCGGAGCCUGCGUUUUGGUGUUCAAUAGCAUAUUAUGAGUUGAAUCAAAGAGUGGGAGAAACCUUCCAUGCGUCUCAGCCUUCCCUGACUGUAGAUGGCUUUACAGAUCCAUCAAAUUCAGAGCGAUUUUGUCUAGGUCUGCUUUCCAAUGUAAACAGAAAUGCUACAGUGGAAAUGACAAGGCGACAUAUAGGCAGGGGAGUGCGUCUGUAUUACAUUGGCGGAGAAGUUUUUGCCGAGUGCCUGAGUGAUAGCGCGAUCUUCGUUCAGAGCCCCAACUGCAAUCAAAGAUACGGCUGGCAUCCUGCAACUGUGUGCAAAAUUCCUCCAGGAUGCAAUCUAAAAAUCUUCAAUAACCAAGAAUUUGCUGCUCUUCUGGCUCAAUCUGUGAAUCAGGGCUUUGAAGCAGUUUAUCAGCUUACUAGAAUGUGUACCAUAAGAAUGAGCUUUGUUAAAGGAUGGGGGGCUGAAUACAGGCGGCAGACGGUAACAAGCACUCCUUGCUGGAUUGAGCUUCACCUGAACGGGCCUCUACAGUGGCUGGACAAAGUAUUGACUCAGAUGGGCUCCCCUUCAGUUCGCUGCUCCAGCAUGUCCUAAAACUCUCCUCUGUCACCAGUGGGCUAAAAAUCGAGUCCAGUCAACAGACUUAAUAUAACAGCUCGUCUGUCGUAGUAUUUGUGUGUGGUCCCCAUGAACUGUUUACUAUCUAAAAAGGAUUUUUAAAAAGGAAAAAAAAAAAAAAAAAAAAAAAAAGAAAAAGAAAAAAAAAAAAAAAAAAAGAAAAAGAAAAAAAAAAGAAAGGAAAAGAAAAAAGAAAAAACAGCACUUGAGGUCUCAUCAGUUAAAGCACCUUGUGGAUUCUGUUUCCUAUACUCUGAUACUAGAUGAAAAUUUAGUGUAUAGAAAAGCCUUCUUCAGAAAGAAGGGACAGUUCUAAAGACUCUUUAAUGGUGUUUUUUAUUGGGUAUAUAAUUGAGUGUCCUAAUGGUUAUCAAUAACAUGAAUAGCUAAGUAUAUAUACGGAUAAUGUAUCAUGAUCUCAAAUAUCACAGUAUUGUGCUGUUCUACAUUUUAGUUCCCAUAAAUAGUAAUUUUGGUUUUUUGAUUGGGGCAAGUAUCUCAUGAAAUUCCAAGACUGUGCUCCCUUAUUCUUUUAUAUUUUUUUAAUAUAAGCAGGUUUUCAAGUUGUCCUAAACAUAAAAACACUUUCCUUGUAGAAAAGCUGAAUUUUUUGCUGUGUUCUUAAAGAGAAAGUCCCUCCAUUGGAAGGGAAAGAAAUGUCUUGAGAUUCAUCUGUGAAGUCUUAAGAUACUUUAUUUACUUAAUGGGGCCUAAAAUGAAUUCAUAUUAUAAAUUCUGAGUGUCCAUCACACUAGCAGUCUACUUUUUGAUACCCAUUUGAGUUGAUGCAUCUGUUGCCAGCAGUAUUGCCGGCAGUGGUGUAAUUUGGGACUUUUUUGUACCUUGGAUCAUUGAAAUGAGUGAUUUUUUUCUCAUGGACUGAGAAUUUACCAUGGCUUUGGAUAUUGGAUUAAGUGCACAAGAUUAUUGGCUUACCCCUUACAUCUGUAUUUUUUUUUUCAUUUAAUAAGUCUUACCCCCUAUCAUGUGUUUUUUUUUUUCAUUUUUUCAUAUGUCACUAAGAAUAAUGGGGUUUAGUUUUCAAAGCCGUAUACCUUGAAAAAUUAUUUCCCAGGGUAAGCUAGACUCUUUGUUUAGGUUUUAAAUAGAUGCAGCUUCUUAACAUAUUUCAGUAACAGAAUUUAAAUUUCUUAUCUGAGUCGCUUUUAUAGUUUACUUACACACCAGAUCAUACGCAUUCAUUAUGUCAUAAUGGGCCUUGUUAUUAAAAGUAGUUGCUUCUGCAAAACCUCUAGAAUAGUGGUUGCUGAGGUAUGACCAGCAAAGGAGGACUUCUAGGUUCUUUGUAACAGUGCAUGUUAUUGUGAACCCUUGGACACUACAGCUGCACCAUAUUAAAAAUAUUCUGAAAUAUAUUCUACAAAUAAGUCUGGGUUGGGGCUGGGUUGGGAAACUGUAUAGAAGGGUUAUUCUGACUUGAAAAAUACACAUCUUACUAACAAUCUUGUGAUCUAGCUGUCUGUCAUUCUUUUGUUAUUGUGGCAGUAGCAGGAUUGCCUUUGUCUGUUUUUUUCCAUUGUUUCAUCAAUUACACUAGUUCUGUACUUUGUAAGUACAGCUAGUGAUAACUUAGCUUUGAGAACAAAAAUGUGGCCAGUGUUACAGCUUUUAAUCACUUGACUGAAUUGAUGAUAGUGAUGGAUAUUUUUAUGCCAUAAUGACUAGGGCAUAGAAGCAAUACCAAAAAUCAAGCCUUGAGAAAAUGGGCCAGACACCUUUCAAAAAUUGGCAAAGCAGUUACCAGUUUGUGCUAGUUUUACCAGUAGACUAAUGUAUUGGUAGAACUUGUGGACCUAAGAGAUAAGCUUCAUGCGUGUUGCAUUUGCCUAAUAUGUGAAUACACUAAUAAAAGUUUUAAUUCUCAAAA
Pyrgilauda ruficollis (rufous-necked snowfinch) is the source of this 2657-nucleotide messenger RNA. It is a transcript of the gene SMAD2, whose product is annotated as SMAD family member 2. Gene Ontology annotation, biological process: transforming growth factor beta receptor signaling pathway; SMAD protein signal transduction; BMP signaling pathway. NCBI's taxonomy places the organism in Eukaryota, Metazoa, Chordata, Aves, Passeriformes, Passeridae. The transcript is spliced from 6 exons. Gene Ontology annotation, molecular function: I-SMAD binding; RNA polymerase II cis-regulatory region sequence-specific DNA binding; DNA-binding transcription factor activity, RNA polymerase II-specific. The record is from RefSeq and is a predicted model, not a curated record. The coding region runs from base 62 to 745 and encodes 227 amino acids. Gene Ontology annotation, cellular component: heteromeric SMAD protein complex.